Messenger RNA from Prunus armeniaca (apricot), 249 nucleotides. Lineage: Eukaryota; Viridiplantae; Streptophyta; Magnoliopsida; Rosales; Rosaceae. The record is from the annotation of a GenBank genome assembly.
AUGGAGCCUGAAGCCAGAAGAGGAGAGAGACCCACCUAUAGAAAGCCAUAUCCAGCUUAUAUUGAUAAGAUACCUCUAUCUCCAGGUUUCAAGAUGCCAAACUUCAUCUUGUUCAAUGGAGAGGAUCCCCACGCUUCAUCGGUUGAGCAUAUAGGCAAGUUCUCUGUCCAGUGCAUAGCCAUAGAAAAUAACCCUCUGUUGAAGUUAAGGCUUUUCGGGAAUUCUCUCUUUGGACAAGCUUUCACUUAG